Molecule: messenger RNA, 4019 nt
Organism: Epinephelus fuscoguttatus (brown-marbled grouper)
Lineage: Eukaryota; Metazoa; Chordata; Actinopteri; Perciformes; Serranidae
Gene: clpxb
Product: caseinolytic mitochondrial matrix peptidase chaperone subunit Xb
Exons: 16
Coding region: 882-2756 (624 amino acids)
Biological process (GO): protein catabolic process; proteolysis; protein folding
Cellular component (GO): mitochondrial matrix
Molecular function (GO): zinc ion binding; ATP-dependent protein folding chaperone; protein dimerization activity
Source: RefSeq, a predicted model, not a curated record
UGACUUAAGGUGUAUUUCAUUGGUUUUAUAUUUUUUAUUAUUGUUGUUGUUUGUUUAUUUGUUUGAAAAAUCAAAAAACUGAAAAUUCUGGGUGAAAAAAAGAGGACACAAUUUGGUCAACAUCAAAGCGUCAUGUGCACAUUAUUAACAGUAUGUCUACUGGGAUUUUACAUAAAGUUAAUUACAAACACCAUGUGAUUCCAGGAGCAACUAGGGUGAUAAAUAUGCCACAUGAAUCAUGACACAGUAUUGUCAAAUUUGCUGCCUCAAAAUGCAAUGAAUCUUCGGUUCAGGGCAGUUUUAGACAUUUACGAGCAUCACACAAACGCAACACAUUUUCCCCAUACCCUUGACAAUUUCGCACAGUGGUCAUUUGAACGCAGCAGCAGCCAUCCCUGUUAACACCUCCUGUGUGUGACUAGAUCUCAAAAACAUGUGGAUGGGUGUGUGCUGCAUGGACUUAGCGAAGCCGCCAUGUUGUUACACCGUCUACAUUGACUACAAAAUCAUCAAAUCCUGCUAGCUACUGUACCUAGUGAGAAGGCUAGCUAGCAGCUAGCCGGGUAACCGACCUAGUUCAUAACAGCGUUACAUCACUGUGGAAAUAGCGGGCCUAGAGAAGCAAACGCGUCCCACUCCAUGCUGUAGGCACUGUGGCUUCGCUAACGUUACGACACACCUAACUACAACAAGAGAGCGAAAGCUGCGGUGACUUUGCAAUUUCGUUUUUCCCAAGGGGCUGUCAAGACCCGACUGGUUUCAUCGUGCCCUGGCAAAGCCGACGAGAUUAACCGCUGCGCAACACUGGCUGUCUGUCCAGCCGGGGGUGUUUGUCAUUUCCACUGGCAGAGACGUCAGGGUUUUGAGCCAAAAGAAGAGUAAUGUCCUGUCCAUGUACCUCGGCUGCCAGGUUGUUCCUAAACACUGCCCACAGAGGAUUGUCCUGCUCCCGGAUCCAGCUGUAUUCUCUGAGCCGUCAGGGGUCUCGGGAAACUCAUUUACCUCCCCGGGUACGGGUGAGGUCGUUUUCAGAGACUGCUGUCUGCUUUGCCGCUAAAGAUGGGACAACAAAGGACGGUGGAAGUGAUGGUGGAAAGAAAAGCAUCAGUGAGGGAAAGAGACUCUCUGGCUCUGGAGGAUCAGGCAAGGGGGGAAGCCAGCUCCGCUGCCCCAAAUGUGGAGAUCCUUGCACACAUGUAGAGACCUUUGUAUCAUCAACACGAUUUGUGAAAUGUGAGAAAUGCCAUCAUUUUUUCGUGGUACUGUCUGAAACGGACUCUAAGAAGGGGCUGAACAAAGAGCCAGAAUCUGCUGCGGAGGCGGUGAAGCUGGCAUUUGCACAGAAACCUCCCCCUCCUCCUAAGAAGAUAUAUGCUUACCUCGACAAGUAUGUUGUUGGCCAGUCCUAUGCAAAAAAGGUGUUAGCAGUCGCAGUGUACAAUCACUACAAGCGCAUCUACAACAACAUCCCUGCUGGGAGUCGACAGCAGGUGGAGGUGGAGAAACAGCCCUCUCUAACACCUCGUGAGCUAGAGAUGAGAAGACGAGAGGAUGAGUACAGGUUCACAAAGCUGCUGCAGAUUGCAGGGAUCAGUCCUCAUGGAAAUGCCCUGGGGGCGUCCAUGCAGCAACAGGCGAGCCAGCAGGCACCUCAGGAGAGGAGGGGCGGGGAGGUCCUGGACUCCACACACACUGAUAUUAAACUGGAGAAGAGCAACAUCAUACUUCUAGGUCCAACGGGCUCAGGAAAAACAUUGUUGGCGCAGACACUGGCACGCUGUCUGGAUGUUCCCUUUGCGAUAUGUGACUGCACCACACUAACUCAAGCUGGAUACGUGGGAGAAGACAUCGAGUCAGUUAUUGCCAAACUGCUGCAAGAUGCCAACUACUCAGUGGAGAAAGCACAACAAGGUAUUGUGUUUCUGGAUGAGGUUGAUAAGAUUGGCAGCGUGCCUGGAAUCCAUCAGCUCAGAGAUGUAGGAGGAGAAGGAGUCCAGCAGGGUUUGCUCAAACUCUUGGAGGGCACAAUCGUCAAUGUUCCUGAGAAAAACUCCAGGAAGCUCAGAGGAGAGACGGUGCAGGUAGACACAACAAAUAUUCUGUUUGUUGCAUCUGGUGCUUUCAACGGACUUGACAGAAUCAUCAGCAGAAGGAAAAAUGAAAAGUAUCUGGGUUUUGGCACUCCCUCCAACCUGGGGAAAGGGCGCCGUGCAGCGGCCGCCGCAGACUUGGCCAACACCAGCGGUGAGACGGACACAGUGGCAGAGAUUGAGGAGAAGGACAGGCUGCUGAAGCACGUCGAGGCCAGGGACCUGAUUGAGUUUGGAAUGAUCCCAGAGUUUGUAGGUCGUCUUCCUGUGGUUGUUCCUCUGCACAGCCUGGAUGAAGAGACGCUAGUCCGGAUUUUGACUGAGCCACGAAACGCUGUGGUGCCCCAGUACCAGGCUCUGUUCAGCAUGGACAAAUGUGAACUCAAUGUGACUCCAGAUGCCUUGAGGGCCAUAGCUAGGAUGGCUCUGGAGAGAAAAACUGGAGCUCGUGGGCUUCGAUCCAUCAUGGAAAAGCUCCUUCUAGAGCCCAUGUUCGAGGUGCCACACUCUGACAUCAUGGCUGUCGAGCUGAACAAAGAAGUUGUUCAAGGAAAAUCACAACCCAGAUAUAUCAGAGCUCCAGCCAAGGAGUCUGCAGAAGAGGAAUAUGACUCGGGCAUUGAGGAGGAGAACUGGCCUCGGCAGGCGGACGCUGCUAACAACUGAACCACGUCACUCAUUUCACCCUAAAGACAGUCUCUGAAAUCAUUAGAUCACUGAACCUUUGGAUACCAACUCUGGGUUUUACUAUAGCCCCUGACAAACGAGCCGUGGACACUGUAGUAGAGGUAAAGAAGGCUGGUGGUUUUCACUGAAGAGAGUUUUCAUGACGAACAAGUUGAGAGAGUGAAACAACCUUUGGUCCUGUGCAUCAGAUGUUAAUUCUCUAGUGGUGCACUCGCAGGGUGGACCUUUAUAAAAUAUUUCAAUCUCUGGGGAUUGUUAACAUUUUUAUCUAUAUAAAGAUAAUGCAAUUUUAUUCAUGAAAGGAUUUGUAGCUAGUUUGUUUGUUUUCUCUUUUUGUGGUGAUGGUGAUGUAACAGCAAGGGAAGCAAAUCGAAACUGUGGGAUCAUACUGUACACUUGAAAAGAAGCUGAACUGAGAAAGUGUAGAUGUGAUGUUACCAUGUCAAGUAAUGCCUUAUAUCAUAAGGGCAUAUUAUUCCAUGAGCACAUCAAUAUUUUGAUGUUUUCUUCUUUACCACCAUUGUAAUAAUGGUGUUCACAGUAUAAGUGGGCUCUAACCGUUAAGCUACGCUGCUUAGGUAGCAUUUGUAAGCAGUUUGUAUGAACUAACCUCUAAUUUGGAAGUGUAACACACCAGCACACUAAACAGAGCAGGUGAUAAACAACAGUGACCUUUUAAAAACAGCCAGAAUGGUUAUUUCUCAGUGUUCUGCUUCCUCUUGUAGCCCACUCUUUAGGGAAUGUAUCAGUUUUUACUUACAGACCUCUUUGUCACAGGACUGGAUCAGAAGGCUGUCUCUCAGAGCAGGAUUAGCAGCUCGGCUAACUAGCUGCUGUUAAUGAAAUCUCCUCUUGAGUUUUGUUAAGGAGUAGAACUCUUAUAACACACAGCACAUGACUGAAAGAUAUUUUUAAAUCUGACAUUCACACUUCAUUUCCCAGUAUCAGAUCAUAAUCGGACAGAUAAUCUCUUUCACACCUGACUGGAUGCCGCUCUAAAUCCUGCUUUGUUAGACAUGCCUCCGAACAGCACAAGUAGUUUUAAUUUUCUUUGUGCGUUCCCCAGCGUCAGAAACUCACCUCACCAUUAGUGAUGUAAUAUCCUGUUACUAAGUGGUAUCUCAAUACACACGUCUGUAACCUCUACCUAAAUGCUCUCUGACUGAACUGAACCACGCUGCUGUACUCUUUAAAGAUGCUGUUUGUGCUAUAAAAUAAGAUUAAAACUAGAUCUGUUCUUCC